Molecule: messenger RNA, 9907 nt
Organism: Mauremys mutica (yellowpond turtle)
Lineage: Eukaryota; Metazoa; Chordata; Testudines; Geoemydidae
Product: lymphocyte antigen 75-like
Exons: 41
Coding region: 1-5961 (1986 amino acids)
Molecular function (GO): signaling receptor activity
Source: RefSeq, a predicted model, not a curated record
AUGACCAUGGACCUGCUGGAUCCAUCAGGCCCAACUACCAGAGCAUCAUAUGAGGCAAUUGUUCCAUCUUCCCCAUCUCCGGCUGAUGACCCCAGGCAAUAUCAAGAGCUCCUGCAGAGAGCAGCAAAUGAUCUCCAGAUUCCAUUUGAGGAGGUCCAAGAUACUCAGCAUCAAGGGUGUGAUGAAAGGGACUCUUGUUUCAGGUUCAUCUACCAGGAGAGAGAAGCCAUGACCUUGAAGGGAAUUGUUACUCUGGUGUUUAUGUGGUCUCCAUCUGGUAAUGAUGCAUUUACCAUUCGCCAUGAAAAAACCAGCAAGUGCCUACAAGUUAAAAACUCACAGAUCAUGGCAGCAGACUGCAAGGAGACAAAUGAAACUUUGUGGAAAUGGGUUUCCCAAAAUCGCCUUUUCCACUUGGGAUCCCGACAGUGCCUUGGAUUAAAUAUAGCCAAACCAGCAUCUCCGUUGAAAAUGGUUAAUUGUGAUUCACAACUUAUGCUAUGGUGGCGAUGUGUUGAUGCUUCCGUAUUUGGUGCAUCCCAGUACAAGCUGACUUUAAAAGACAAUGUUGUCACUGCAAGUAUAAAUUCAUCAGAUGCCUGGAGAAGAAGUAACUCUUCCGAUGAUAUCUGUGAAUACCCUUACCGUGAGAUCUAUACGAGGGAUGGUAAUUCCUAUGGAAGGCCCUGUGAGUUCCCCUUCCUAGUUAAUAAGACAUGGUAUCAUGACUGCAUUCGGGAUGAAACACACACAGAUGGUGACUGGUGUGCCACAACCUCCAGUUACAAUCAGGAUGCCAAAUGGGGAAUCUGCUUAAAACCAGAGGAUGGUUGUCGUGAUACCUGGGAACACGAUCCAGGAUCUGAAAGUUGCUACCAGUUAAACACACAGUCUGCUCUUUCUUGGAAAGAAGCCUAUAUUUCAUGUCAAACACAAGGGGGAGAUUUACUGAGCAUCACAAAUACAAGUGAAUUAAGUUAUAUACAAGCUAAAGAUGGCAUUGCAGAGGUGUUUUGGAUUGGCUUAAACCAACUGGACAUUUCUGGAGGCUGGCAGUGGUCAGACCACACACCCUUGAACUUUCUUAACUGGAAUCCAGACAUGCAAAAUGUGUCGCCUUUGGAUGGGUCAAGUUGUGUGGCGAUGAAUGCUGCCUCAGGUCAAUGGCAGAGUUACCACUGUGGGACUGCACUUCCAUAUGUCUGCAAGAAGCCACUUAACAAUACAAAAUCAGAAUUACCAGAUGUUUGGAGGUACUUGGAGACUCAAUGUGAUUCAGGCUGGCUUCCAUACAGUGGUUUUUGUUAUAUGCUAAUGAAUAACCAGGCUUCCUGGAAUAUGGCAAGUCAGUCAUGCAGAGAAAAUAAAAGUGACCUGAUCAGCAUACAUUCUUUAGCAGGUGUUGAGCUGGUUGUUACAAAGCUUCAUAAUGAAACUAAAGAGGAAAUAUGGAUGGGUUUCAUGAAUGAGAAUACUCCAGCUUUGUUUAAGUGGUCAGAUGGGUCCAAAGUGGUUUUCACUUACUGGGAUCAGAAUGAACCAAAAAUUCCUUUUAACAGCACUCCUAACUGUGUGUCCUAUUCAGGAAAGUUGGGUCGGUGGAGAGUCAAAUCUUGUGAAGAGAAACUGAAAUAUGUGUGCAUGAAAAAAGGAGAGGUUUUGAAUGAAACAUCUGAUAAACAUUGUUUCCCGAAAGAGGGAUGGAAGAGACAUGGAGACUUCUGUUACAAGAUUCAUAACAAUAAAGUAUCAUUUGGAGCUCAGUGCAAUCUUACAAUAAUGAACAGGUUUGAGCAAGAAUUUAUAAACAGUUUGAUUGGAAAAUACAGUAAAGGCAAAGAAAAAUAUUUCUGGAUAGGCUUGCAAGAUAUCAACUGGUCAGGAAAGUAUACUUGGGGUGAAUCAGAUGGGAGAAAAAAUGAAGCUGUGAUGUAUACAAACUGGAAUUCCUUACAGCCAGCAUUUCCUGGAGGAUGUGUAGCAAUGUCAAGCGGGAAAUCUCUUGGAAAAUGGGAGGCCAAGGACUGUAAAACCUUUACAGCCUUAUCUAUCUGCAAGAACUAUACUGGGCCUCCCAGGCAGCCAGAAGUACUUCCUAAGCCAACUGACCCAUGUCCUCCUGGAUGGCAAAAUGGAUCAGGCCUUGCCUGCUAUAAGUUCUUUCAUAGUGAAAGAUUGCUGAGAACCAGGACAUGGGAAGAGGCAGAACGAUUCUGUGAAGCACUAGGAGGUCAUCUUCCUAGUUUCAGUGAUGUUGCAGAAAUGAAGAAUCUCCAUUAUAUACUAAGAGACAUUAUCAGUAAUGACCGAUGGGUCUGGGUGGGACUCAAUAAGAGGAAUCCAGAUUCUCUAGGAACCUGGCAGUGGAGUGAUAACAAUCCGGAAACUACUGUUGUUAUGUCACACGAUUUCCAAAGAGAUGUCUAUGACAUUAGAGACUGUGCUGCUUUAAAGACCACUCGAAUAUCACGGAGGUAUUUUUGGAGACUUCAUUUCUAUGACGACAGACAAUUGGAUUUUUACUUAAAACCUUUCCUGUGUGAUGCUAGACUUGAAUGGGUUUGCCAGAUAACAAAAGGUAGUACCCCAAAGACACCAGAGUGGUAUACACCAGAUGUAGAUGGAAUUCAUGGACCGCCACUUGUUAUUGAUGGAGCUGAAUUUUGGUUUGUGCCAGAUAAAAACCUGACCUACCAAGAAGCUGCUCUCUACUGUGCAAACAAUGAUAGUGACUUAGCAUCAGUGGACUCUUAUACAAAACUAAGGGCACUCCUAACCAAAAUAGAAAAGUUGUCAGGUGCAGAGCAGAAGUGGUGGCUGAAAUACAUGGAUCAUGGAGCUAGCCAUCAUUCACCUUUACAGUUAUUUCCACGUUUCCAUGAUCGAUUCUGGAGGGAUUGUUGGUAUAUUUCUUCGAAGGGCUGGUAUAGAGACUAUCCAAUAAACUGCAAUCUGAAACUGCCCUUCAUAUGUGAAAAAUCUAAUGCAUCCUUACUGGAGAAACAUGAGCCAGAAUAUCACCCCCGUAAAGGAGGAUGCCCUAAAGAAUGGAUUCUGUUUCAGAACAAGUGUUUUCUAAAGAUAGAACACAGAUUUUUAACAUUUAAAGAAGCCAAUGAAGUAUGUGAAACUUUUGGAGGCACUCUUCCAUCAAUCUCAAGCCAAGCUGAACAAGAUUUUUUAACAUCCUUGCUUCCUGGUUUGGAAGAAAACAUUUGGAUUGGUUUGAAGUUUUUUUUCAACAUAAGGGAAAACAAAUGGGUAGAUGGCAGUAGACUGCUGUACAGUAACUUUCACCCAUUGCUGAGAGGAAGGCUAAGGAAGAUUCCGUUUGAUAUGUUUGAUGAGGAGAUAAACAAUCAGUGUGGUAUAAUGCUCAACAACCCCAAAUCUUUGUAUGUUGGAACGUGGAAUUUCUUGCCUUGUGCUGAGGAGCAUUUUUUGGGUAUCUGCCAGAAGCCAGCAGGGGCUGCUGACAACCAGACACAGCAAGUCCUUAGUGAAACACUGACCUAUCAAAAUGUCCAUUACACAGUAAUUCUGAAGAAUUUGUCCUGGUAUGAUGCACUGCGGGAGUGCAAACAGAAAAACAUGCAGCUCGUUAGCAUCACAGAUCAGUACCAACAGGCUUUUCUUACUGUGCAGGCUGCUGUUCGCAAUUACCCUCUGUGGAUUGGACUCUUCAGCAAAGAUGAUGGAAAACAUUAUGGCUGGGCAGAUGGAAAGCGCAUUGAUUUUAGUCGCUGGUCUGAAGAAGAUGAAGAAACAAGUGAAGAAUGUGUGUUUUUGGAUAUUGAUGGAUUCUGGAAAACUUCUGCAUGUUCCUCUGAAAAUCCAGGUGCUAUUUGCUACUUGCCAAGAAAUGAGACUGAAAAAGAACAAGUUGUUGAACAUAUUAAAUGUCCACAUAAGUUUAAAAAUACACCAUGGAUAUCAUUUCAAAAUAGUUGUUACACUUUCAUGAUAACAAAAGAUAGAUGGCAAGAAAUGAAAUCACAAGAAGCCCACCAUUUAUGCAAGAAAAUAAAUCCAGAUGCAUUUGUCUUGAAUAUUAGAGAUGAGGAAGAAAAUAACUUUGUUGUUGAGCAGCUACAUUCUUUCAGUGGCCUAGCUACAUGGGUAUGGUUGGGUGUAAUUUAUGAUGACAGCGAUAAUUCCCUAAAAUGGUAUGAUGAAACUUAUGUGUCUUACAAUAACUGGAAACAGGGAAGACCUAACGUAAAGAAGAAUCAGUUUUUUGCUGGAGUGAACCGUGAUGGGUUUUGGGAUAUUUACAACCUUACGCAAAAUUUGCAAGCUCUCCAAUUUAAUCAACACAGUAUUCUUGCCUGUAAAAUGGAAAUGGGGCCCAGAGAGAACAAGCCUCCUUUGCCUGAGUAUAUACUACAUGGAAAUAGCACAUACAAGGUCCUUCAGAAAAAAAUAACCUGGUAUGAAGCAUUAAGAGAAUGCAAACAGAAUGGAAGUGAUUUAGUCAGCAUACACAGUGAAUCCCAUCAGGUGUUUUUGGAAGAUAUUGUAAAGCGUGAUGGAUAUCCACUGUGGCUUGGGCUAUCAAGCCUUGAUGGAAGUGAAUCUAAUUUAGAAUGGUCGGAUGGAAGUGAAUUUGAUUACCGUCCCUGGGAACUAGAAAACUCUACAUCUAUUGGGAUCUGCGUUUUUCUGGAUACUAAAGGAUUUUGGAAACGUAAAAGGUGCACAGAUGUUGUUGAUGGUGCCAUUUGCUAUACUUCUUCAGACAAGAGACGACUACAGCCACAGCAAGCCAGAGGCUCCUCCAGGUGUCCACAGGGUACUAGAACAUCGCAGUGGUUGCAGUAUAAAGAUCAUUGCUAUGCAUUUGACAUGGCAUUAUACAAUUUUUCAGUAUAUACUGCAGAAGAGGCUAAAAGAGUCUGCCAGAAGCUCGAUCCUUCUGCAACACUAUUGACUAUAAAGGAUGCCGAAGAGAAUACAUUUGUUAGCAAGCACAUAAGGCAAAAUUACCUCAUCACCAGAAGAGUGUGGCUUGGAUUGUCUCAGAACUUCAAGGCUAAGUCCUUGAACUGGCUUGAUGGUUCAGCAGUUAAAUAUGCCAAUUGGGCAAAUGGAACUUCAAAAGUCAAUGGUAAAUGCAGUGUUAUCCUAUCCACAAAUGGAACAUGGUCUGAAGUUGACUGCAGUCAUAGUAAAGGCAGAGUUGUUUGUAAAGCUCCUCUAGAGUGCCCUUCCUCUGCUUGGAUUCCAUUUAGAAGUAGCUGCUAUAUUUUUCUUCAAGGCACAUUAGAGGAAUUGGACAAUAUUGAUGAAGCCAGAAAUCUCUGUAAAAACAAUGCUUCUGGAGCAGACAUUAUUAGUAUAAAAAAUAAAGAGGAGAAUACCUUUAUACAAGAAACAUUCAAAAAUCACUGGCAAGGCCCUGAUUAUAUUUCACUGGGCAUAUUCUUUGACACAGACGAUAAUGCUUUUAAAUGGUUUGACAAAUCGGAAAUGAAAUUUACCAAUUGGAUUGAAGAGGAGAGCAAUGAGGAUCUCCUGAACACAUGUGUUUCUAUGUACACUAAGUCUGGGGAAUGGAAAAAAAUCAGUUGUGAAGAUCUUCCUCUGACAGGGAUCCUUUGUAAAACAGCCUUUGCAUAUGAAAAGAAGUACUUACCAGCCACAGCUGUUGGAUCCCACCCAGCUAGGCCACAGCGCCCAUCCCUGGGGAGGGGGAGAGGCCCAAAGGCAGCUGACUCUAUCCUGGGCCUGCAUCAGCAUGCUGAGAGGGAGCGACGCUGCCCCCUACAUAAAACUGCUUUGACUACCACCUUGGUCAUAAUUUUUACCAUAGUUGUGACAGUUUCUGCAGCAUUAUUUUGGUUCCUGUACAAAAGAAAUAUGUCUUCUGGAGCUUUAUGUAUAACACACCAUUCAACAGCUGAAAUGCCAUACAGUGAUGAAACUGUUCUAAUAGAUGAAGAAAAUGAGUAUACUGCUUAAAAUGUAAAAUUAUACAAUUUUAUUUAUAUGCCAAAAGUGACAUCUUACCUAUAUUUAGGCUUCAGUCCUGUAAGCACAUGCAUAACUUUACUCACAUAAUAAUGUGCUAGUUGUUAGGACACAGAUAGAGAAGACAGACUAAAAAUAGUCAAAAGUAUUUCCCAUUGGGCUGUCAGAGCUCAUAUUCAAAAUUCUCUCCAAAUGUAUUUAGGGCACCUGGAAAUACCUGGAGUAUGAGUUGGUCUGUCUCAGUGAAGUGUCAUUCUGAAAAGAGCAAGCAUUUAAACAAACGUUAAGAUUUCAAAAAUUCUGCAGAUUUCCAUAACAGGUUUUAAAUUCAUUUGUGUUCAUGAUUGGUUUUCAUUCCUGUGAAUAUUUUAGCAAAUAAAAGUUUGAAAGACUAGCUCAUUUUAAAUGAAUAGUAUAGAAGGAAAAUUUGGAUGUAUUUGCACUGAAACCUUAAUUCAAAGAACUUCCAGUCAAUGCACAGAAAAUGAGCCACGUGAUCUGCAUCCAGUCAAAACAGUCUGAACUUCAAACCAUUCAGACUCAUGAAACUGGUUUAAAAAAAAACUAUUACCCAAAAUGAGUAAUUUGAGACAAAACUAAGCAAAUUAUCUGCAAACAAUUUAAAAGAGGGAGGUGAAAUUCCUCAAAUUAUUUGCCCAGUUCAAAUUAGGAUUAGAGUCCAAAUGUUCACAAACUCUAAUUUUGUAUUUGCAGCUCAUUGUAGCUGCACGAUUAAGACGUCAAGUCUUGAUCCUAGUUGUGCAGUCCCUUUAAGUUGCAUAGAAAUCAUUUGGCCUCUGCACAGGAACAGGGGUCUGCCUCCACUGAUCAGGGUUUAGCAGCUAUCAUUUAUAGCUAUGCUUAUUUGAUUGCAAAAUUAGCUUUCUAUACCCUGCAAUAUGUAGUCAUCCUAUUUUUUUAAGGGGGAAACUAGUGGGCAAACUGCCAAGAGUUCAUCUGGCUAACUUGCAACUGUUUUAAUAUAUAAAACAAAAUUGAAAGACUGCUGUGUGCAUGUGUACUCUGUUGCCACAAAUUUUAUUUUCUGCGCUUUAAAAUGUUGCAUUUUACCCAGUGAGACCGCAAAAAGACCAAAACCUUGAGUGAAGAUUCUCAAGGGAGGUCCACAUCUCUGUGAAGCAAAGGAAUUGGUAUUAGAGAAGGUAGAUUUGAUACACACCAAUAAAUAGUCAGUAAAUGAUGUUAAUAGCAUGAUAAGGAACAGAAUAUUUAUAUGUAUACAGUAUGCUUCUUUCAGAACUUAAUGAAAUUAAAUCUUAAUUUCUUGAGCAAGUAGCAGAGAGGUAGCUGUGUUAGCCUGUAUUCACAAAAACAACAAGGAGUCCAGUGGCACCUUAAAGACUAACAGAUUUAUUUGGGCACAAGCUUUCAUGGGUAAAGCUGUUAGUCUUUAAGGUGCCACCGGACUCCUUGUUGUAUUUCUUGAGCAGAAACUGGAUUGGAACUGCAAAGAAAUGGAGGCUGACCUUAUUCUCUAUAGAUAAUAGGAGCAGUAGGAAAUUUAGUAGUCUUCCUUUUUUGCAGUUCUCCUUCUUAGGUGAUAUGAGCUCAGGUUUUAUAGGCACUCAUCUCUUCCUCAUCAAAUCUUUCUACAAAAUCUAAAUGGUUCAAACAUGAGAAAGUUUCAUGCCUAUUGCUCUUUAUUCACCUGUUGGAGAUUUUCCCUGAAGGGACUUUUGCUGCUCUAAUCCUUUUGUCUGCUAAAAAGGUAAUUAAGAUAUAGGAAUGUUUAAAACAUUUCAUGUGAAUGGCACUAGGGUGUAUGUUGUCUAAGGGCUGAAUAGAAUGUUUGUUAAGGUAUUCAGCUGUAUUCAUUCCUGUAGAGGGACCAGGGAAAAUUCUCAAGGUGCCAUUCAAGUUUGCCUAAGCCUAGCCUUUAAAAGGACAGCACCUAUCCCUAGUGUUAAAGAUACUAAUCAUGAACAAAGUGCACUAAGUAAUUGAAUGGAAGCUCUUCUGAGUUUACAGCAGUAUAAGCUACUCCUGCAUGCUGGUGCAGAGUUGAGACACCUAGAUCUAAGUUUAUAGUUAUAGCCAAAAUGUUGUAGCAAAGCUAAGAGCUUUCAUGGUUUAUGUACAGAAGUUCUGGAUCAAGUGAUCCCCCUUAGCAGCAUUCUCAGCUAUACAAACUAGAGCAAGCAAGCACCCACUGAAGGCAGUACUCCAGUCUGUGGAUUGUCAAGUCACUGAACAAGAGAAACAUCAUUCUCAAACAGAGUAGGAGGAUUGUAUUAAGUGUUCAUAUUCCUGUGAAGUAUAGAUGGGUGUUUAUCCACUUUUGCAACAACAAAAAAAGACAACUCUGGUUCACCAACCCCUGUUAAAACAGUAAUGGAGAUAACUCUAUUAACUUGGGUUAGGAACUUGUUAAAGCCUAUAGGUGAGUGUGGGGUUGAAUUUGAGCUGCUAACUUGAAUUAAAAGCUCAGUGGGCAUGUCUACACUGCUAUCUAAACCCAAGUUGUUUUUUCUUUGUUUUAAGUGUAGACAUACAUACCCACAGACAUGACAGCAGUAAUCGUGCUCACGUAAGCAAACUUAAGAAGUAAACUUCACUAGAGGAAAACUAGUCUGUUCAGAGUGCACUACAAAAAUGUAUGUAUGUGUAAGCUUCAGUGGUAACAGAAGCUAGAUUUUUUUUAAUUCUGUUAAGCAGGCCCCAAGUAAAGUGAGGUAAAAUGGGUAUACAUUACAGGGGCCUGAUCCACCAAGGGGUCCACGUAGAGGGCCACAAGCUCAUCCAUCACCAUGAGAAAAAUUUUGGCUAAAAUUUAGAUGUUUGAGUUUGACUAAACAUUACCUCAGUAUGUUUGAUUGUACCUGUGGAUCUAUGUAGCAUCUAUAUCUUGCAAUCUACCUGAGCCAAUCAAAUAUGGUAUUUGAACAGAAGCAAUAUUCUGAACAGUGAGCUAGUCCUCUGGGGUGCCUAAAAGGGUUGAGACACAUAACAGUACCUUCAGGCUGCAUAGAGGGCAUUGGUCACUGGUGUAUCAUUAAUAUUGCCAUGUCUGGCUAUAAAUACAAAUCAGACAGUCAGAAACUCCAAGAGUUUAAGGAAAAGAAGCUGAAGUAUGUCAGUGGUCUAAUUUUUCUAGUCAGAUAAGGCCUCAGCCUGAUUCACGCAAUGCACAAACUGGGAAACCGGAUGAAGAAAAACAGAAAUAUUGUGGUGAUUUCAAUAUAGAGACUGUGGAAAUUGGAAUCACUAUUCAUCUGGCUGCUGUCCUUCAAUCUAAUGACUGCCAAAGGUAAUCAUGGUAACAGUACCAUCAGACUCAAGUUUUCAACAAACAAGAGAAUGUAGUACUGCAUUCCUUACUGAUGCAUGUUGGGGUUUUUUUUCCAUCUUUUAAGAUUCAGGAUUGUGGUUAAACACAUUAGAUUGUUAAUCAAAUUUUUUUUUAUUUGGUGUACUGCAUUUCUUCAAAAUUCAUAAGCUCCAGAAAUCAAGACCAAAAGAUGUGGAUGGCCCUAGUUUUCCUGAAUUUUUUCCUCAAAUGCAAGACUUCGUACAAGAAAAAAAAAAAAAGAUUCUGCAAGACUAGCGCAAAAAAAAAAAAAAAAAAUCUACUUUUGGGAAGGAAGCCAUUACUUAUCUUACUUAAGGAGAUUUACAACAAAAAUACAAGUAAUUUUCAGUGAAGCAUACAUAGUCUUAAGAAUUUUUUGUACACUGCCGGUGAUAGGCAGAAGCUGAAAAAAGUUUCAGCAAGCUAGCACUCAAAAAACUGUAGAUUAUCUUCUGACACAGGUAACACUUACGUCAUGUUGUUUUGUCUGUGUGUGACCUCAAGAAAAAAAAAAUAAAUGUAGUAAGAUAGUUUGUGAUUUUGCUAUGAAAAAGGCCAAACUAAAGUUGUAAAGUGAUUAAGGCCUGUGUGUGCCCUUUCAAAAAUAAAAUAUAAUUUUUUCUUUCA